AUGGCUACUCCAGCUCUAGUUCCUGCCCCGGCUUUGCCACCGGAUUUAUCUUUCAGUGUCCCCAACCCUGCCAAAUUUUCUGCAUCCCCGAAGCAGGAGUUGAGACGAUACGUGGCAUGGCUGCUGAGGGAGUCCGAGGUACCUGCUUUUCUUUGGGGGCCUGAGGUAACGCGGAUAUACGGAAGCAAUACCGAUUUUGAAUACAGCAUGUGGGCAGUGAAAGAUGAGGCCAUGAAGAAGGCCGUGCAAGUGCUCAACGAGGCCGGAUUACGACCCUGCAAAAAAGGCCGUCGUUGCGCGAAGCACAGGAGCCUUCCAUUUCCCGACCAACAUUACCACAAGGUCCUCAAACAUUUUAAUACCCAUGUCAGUCACGGCGUUUAUCUGUACCGGAAGUCCCGGUUUUUCCCACAUUUUCCCGACCCGCCACUUGUCGACCCCAAGCCUGAUGACCGAUACUAUAUGCUCAGUUCAGACAAGCGGCUCCCAGACUGGAGCUAUAGCUGUGUACAAGUACAACGCAUGUCCAAGGAUGGGUAUCCCGUUAUCAUUCCUACCCCUGCCCGGUACCUAGAAGCCGUCUGCCUGCAGUCAGUCCGUCACUACGAAGUGCAGGAUGGGAGUUACUUUUGGAACGAGGAGAGAUGCGCCAUGAUACAUAUCUUGGAAGAUCGUUUUACUGAUACAUUGAAACUGGAUGACCUUGAUGAGCCAUGGCAUGAAUAUGGCAAACUAAAUAUUGACCGCGGUUAUGGUGAUCGCGCAGGUGACUAUGGUGGCCAGAAAUACAGGCUCUUCCUCUAUCUGGACAUGAAGAAGAAAGGUCAACUUCCACCACCCGAGACAAAGGCAAGAGAUAGAUGGUUAAGACCAAUCCCGGACCUUGUAAGGGAAUGGGGCCUGCCCCUGGAUUUACUAGACUGA
This is a messenger RNA of Aspergillus luchuensis, 924 nucleotides long. RefSeq lists its product as uncharacterized. The record is from RefSeq and is a predicted model, not a curated record. Bases 1 to 924 code for a protein of 307 amino acids. NCBI's taxonomy places the organism in Eukaryota, Fungi, Ascomycota, Eurotiomycetes, Eurotiales, Aspergillaceae. The transcript is spliced from 2 exons.